Perca fluviatilis (European perch) is the source of this 2203-nucleotide messenger RNA. RefSeq names its product shootin 1 (gene shtn1). The record is from RefSeq and is a predicted model, not a curated record. NCBI's taxonomy places the organism in Eukaryota, Metazoa, Chordata, Actinopteri, Perciformes, Percidae. Bases 47 to 1552 code for a protein of 501 amino acids. The transcript has 16 exons.
CGAGGCAGCACUUCCUGUUGAACUUUCGGUUAAACAUUGUCUCGCUAUGGCUGCAGAAGAGCUCGAUCAAAUCCAUGUCAUUGAAAACUUGUCCAACCAAGCCCUGCAGGAGUAUGAGGGCCUGCAGAAGAGGCACGAGACAGCAGCCAUGGAGUGCAAGAGGCUGGAGGAGGAGAGAGACGAGGCCAUCAAGAAGCUCAAUGAGUUCCAGCAAGUUUCUCAGAUGGUAAUUGAAGAGGUCAACGCCAUUCAGGAGGACCUGGUGAUCGAGAGGACAUGUAGAGAGAGUGCUGAAGCCCUGGCCUCCAAGUUGAACCGUCAGAACCGCUCUCUGAAGAGGAAGAGCAUGAUGCUGCUGCCCCUCCUCGGCCCAGAGGCCAUCGCUGAGAUCAGCCUGGACGAUGAAGAAGAGAACGAGAGUGAAGAGCUACAUGCAGCUAGCAUGGUCUGCCUCUCUGCCCAGUGCCAGACCACCAUCUCAGAGCUACAAAAUAAGUUGGACAAACACCCAGCUGUCACUGAUCUUGAAGCAGUGAGAGAACAACUGAGGGAAACCAGGGAAGAACUGCUGAAAGAGAAACAGGAUAACACUGUUUUAAUUGCUGAGACGCUGCGGCAAAAGAAGCUCCUGGGGAAAUAUAACAGAGUGUCUCAGUUUGCUGUGGAGGAAUAUGAGGCCUUACAGGACACCGUGAACCUGGAGAGGGACCUGAGGACAGAGGCAGAGAGCUUUGCUAGAGCGAUGGUGGUUGAGCAAACAAAGCUGAAGAGACAGAGUCAGAUCCUGAUGCAAAGCUCCUCGCCUAGUCAAGCUCUACAGGAAGCCCUCAGCCAGGUCACCGGACUGACCCAGGAACUGGAGACACAGAGGCUGAAGCACCAGAGCCAGAUGAAGCAGAUGGAGGACAGGCUGCGGAGCUGUGAGCCUCAGAGGGAGCUGACAGCAUUGAGGCGUAAACUGGAGCUCAUGGAGGAGGAGAAGAGAGAGUACAGAAAAAAAUGCUCCAAGGCUGAAGUGGAGGUCAAGGAUCUCCGGGGUGCAGUUGAGGAGCUUCAGAAGAAGCUGCAGGCAGCUACCAACCCGCCCCCAGCUCCAGCGCCUCCCCCUCCCCCACCACCUCCACCCCCUCCAGCCCCAGCUCCAGCCUCCAACCCGCUCAGCGCGCUGUUGUCAUUGAUCCGAAAGAGAACAGACAUCAGUACCGACAUCCCACUGGUGGUCCAGGACUCAGCCAAGACACCAGAAGUGGACAUCAGGCAGCAGGCAGUGGAGGAAAUGAUGCACAGGAUUAAGAAAGGCGUUCAGCUUCGACCUGUCAGCCAGUCACCUAACCGAACCAGGAGACAGAUGGAGAGGCUGCCCUCCAAUUCUGCCAUUCAGGAACUUAAAGGAAUCAUGGAGAACUUCGGUAGAGCCUCCCCCCAACCGAAGGCAGCGUCUCCGUCACCGAGCGGCGACGAGCAGCUGCAGAGGAUCCUGCUGAGACGCCGCGAUGCCCUGGAGUCCCAACACCCUGCCAGUCUCCAUCCCAUCCUGUCCGCCGCUGUGUGAAGGGGGCCCCGGACUGAACUCGGCCUUGACAUCAGCAUCCACCUCCACCCAUAGAGACAGGAUGCGGGAGACGGAAGAUCACAUGACACAAGAUCAAUUUCUAGCAUUUAAUUUGACUGUAUGAUAAAUAAUCAAACCGUAUUAUGAGGAGUGAGUGAUACCGUCAGAUGGUCCUGAUCAGUCGCUCCUGAACUAAGAUCACAAGUGUGUCAGUGAUUGAUGUUGAAGCCUUUGACGUGUAGCCCACAUUCAGCUCUCUUUCUAACACUGAAGGUAAAGUCCUGUUUAUAGUUUGGGAGGAACAGGGGAGCGGCUUGUCUCUAAUUUGUUUUUGUUUCCACUAUUCCCCUCACCCGCUCACACCCCCACCCCAAUCUUCUUACCCGGAUUUUGCACCAGGCUCGUCUGCGCUGCGUUCCUGCUACUCCGCCACGAGCCAUACUCAGCCACGCGCCAAACUCUGCCACAUACCAUACUCUGCACCAUACUCUGCCACACACCAUACUACGUUGCGCGCCAUACUCCAUCCCACGGCUCACGUGAAAAUAGACCUGGGGUAUAUCUUUAGCGGAGCAGAGAGCCGUUUCACGGAUGCUUUUGGGACGCACCAUGAAGCGGCUGGGGGAAUGUCAAGCAUCGACUGAAUGGAUU